Molecule: messenger RNA, 5743 nt
Organism: Schistosoma rodhaini
Lineage: Eukaryota; Metazoa; Platyhelminthes; Trematoda; Strigeidida; Schistosomatidae
Source: the annotation of a GenBank genome assembly
CUCUAAAUGACUAUCGUGUUCACUUGAACUAGUGUAGUCAUGUAGCUGAACUGAUAACAUUGGUCGCUAUCAAAGAUGAAAUAACUUACAUUGACGUUCAGAAAUGGCCUCAUGAAUAUUCUUUCAUCUACAAAUAAUCUUUUGAAAGGAUAAUUAUCACAGAUUUCAUAGAUUAAAACCACAUAUUUUACAUCAAAAUGUUCAUUUCCCAUAAAGUCGUAAAUGGAUGAAAUCGUUUACCACAAACUUUUUGUAAACGUUUUAGAAGUUAUUGGAUUUACACUGCACUAUCGACCUCGUAUCAUUUGACCUUCUAUCCAAAACGUUAAAGACUAGAGAUAUUGGACUUUGGAUAUGCGCGCGCCUAUUGAGUAUUGUGGUAUAUCUUCGGGACUGCUACAAUGUGGAAAUAAAUUAAACAUUCUUUUAACCCAUGUUACUUAAAUGAUGAGCUGCUUUCCGUACGGCCAUAGAGGUAGUGCCUCUUCUCAGUUUGACAGGUCCGAAGUAACACAGAAUUGGGUGAAUAAUCCUACACGUGGUACUGAUACUACAGGUGGCAGAACACCUGCACCACCUUUAAGGACAACAAGCGCACCUCUUGGAAGUUCCAUUGAAAAUAUAUCCUUUAAACCGAAUAAACCAUUACCACUUACACCAGUGGAAGAAGAAAAACGUGACAAAAAGAAAUACAAAAGUGGUACCAGUAAACUUGGAAAAUUCAAACCAUCUAUUAUGCUUAAUAUAUCAGCACCAGUCAAUGUUAUGCAUAAAGUACACAUUACAAUAGAUCCAGUUACUGGUGAAUUUGAGGGUAUGCCUCCAGAAUGGUCUCACAUGUUAACGGUAGCAGGCAUAACAAAAUGGGAACAGCAACAAAAUCCAACGGUUGUGUUAAAUGUGUUAAAUUUACUGAGUAGAAAAGAUGAUACUCCUCAAAAAUAUAUGACAAGUAUUAUAGGACCACCAAGUGCAUUGGAUCUGUCGUCAGCUGAUCAAAUUAACAGUUCAAAUGAUUCAAAUAUUAGUCAAGCACUUUCAUUACCAGCAUCAAGUUGUACUAAAUGUUGUACACCGGAUACAGAACGUGUUACCUCAUUAACUAGAAUAUCAUGUUCAGUUGAUGUAGGACCAAGAAGUAGCAGUUUAAGCAGUGGUCGUGGCAGUAGUGAAGGUAUUGGAAGUCGUAGUGGAAGUGGUAGUGGUGGUGCUGUUAGUCGAAGUAGUAGUAGCGGUCAUGGAGGUGUUGGUGGUUCCAGUGGUAUCCAAAUGUCUGGAGUGGUUCUUAGUCCUUCUGGUAGUUCCAAUGUAGCUAUUCCUCCGUCAAGUAGUUACUGUAGUUCAGGUAGUAGUUAUUCUUCAAGUACAGGAAGUGGGCCAGCACCACCAGCCGUCAUCAAUGGAGUUGAACUUAUACCUGCACCGCUUCUUCCGCACAAAUUAUCAUUUAGUCCUUCAGGUCAAGCGUUAAAUUACUCCACAAUAUCUAAUCCAUCUAUGGAUAGCGCAGCUAACACAACUAUUCUUAAUUCGAUAUAUGAUUCCCAAGCAAUUCAUCAAUCUUCGCUUACCUUACCUCCAUUAGCCCCAGCAAUUCAUAAUCAUCCAUGCAUUGUUGGAAACACUACUUGUACACCUGGUUCUUAUCAACAUCAUCAUCAUACUAAUAUGGCAUCUCAUCGAGGGGCUACUGAAUCCGGGAUCCAUUCAGAUCAUGAAAUAAUAUCAGUAACUAUGGGCUCAUGUACUAAUUUUAACACUGUCACUAGCGUCAAUAGUCGUUCUAUUCCGCCCCAUCCUUCUCCUUAUGUUAUGCAACCAACUUCAUCAUCAUUGUCUUCCAGACAAUCCCAUCUAGAUUAUACCAACCAAACUAAUCAAAAAACUCCCUGUCGUCCUCAAAUUCAUUCACAUUUAAAUAAUCCACCACCCCCUUUAUCACCUGGUCUACCAAGGCGAUUCGCUGAUGGCAUUCUACCACCUCCUGAUAUUUCUAACAAUACAACUAUCCAAUAUUGUUCUUCAGGUCAAUCAUCCCCAUCUCCAGCAGGAUCUGCAACUCCGGUACCUACACCAAGACGUGAAUCACUUGCUGGUACACCAUCAUGUCAACGAACAGUUUUACCUAUAAAUACUAAUAAUAAUAAUAAUGUUAUUAUUGUCAAUAGUAGUGGUGUACAUCCACCACCAAUUGCUACACGUCCAGAAAAAACAAAAUCCAUAUAUACUCAACCGAUUGGUGGAGGAGAUAUCAAUUCAACCACCCAAUCAUUCAAUAAUAGUGAUGAUUCAUCUACAAGUAUUCAUUCAACAUCAUUACAACUCCCUGAUGUUUAUUUACAAUCGGUGAAUCCUAAUUUAACAGUGAAAAAAUCUAAUUCUUAUGAAUUCGAUGAUGAAUCUUCAACAAUGGUGUUAACUACCAAUACACCUACUAUCCCUACUAUUGUAAAUGAUCAUAUUGAUAAAAGUAUAAAUGAUCAGUUAGAUUUCUUAAAUACAAAUUCUAUCUGUACAACUAUGAUCCCUUCUACUACUAAUAAUAGUAGUAUUCUAUCAACAAUGUGUAAUACUAUAAAUACGCUAAUAUCCAUGACAUCAUCAACAACAGUACCCAUGACUAAUCUUUCCUCUACACAUAAUCAUUCUCUUACUUGUAAUCAACAUCAUUUCCAUAAUGCUACUACUACUACUACUACUAAUACUUCAACUACAACAUGUACAGUUAAAUCAAUAAAUCAUCAACAAAUCUCAUCGAAUAAUACUAUGAUCAUUAAUCCUAUCGACAAUAAUAAUCAUCAGCAGCAUCAACAGCAUCAUCAUCAUCAUAGUAAUAAUGAUAAUAAUCAUACAAUUGGUACAUUAGAACGUAAUAAUUUAAAUAAAAAAUGUAAAUCUAAAAUGACUGAUGAAAUGAUACAAGAAAAACUUCGAAUGAUUGUUAGUAUUGGUGAUCCAAAUAGAAAAUAUCAAAGAUUAGAAAAAAUUGGUCAAGGAGCAUCUGGUGUUGUUUACAGUGGUAUUGAAUCAUCAACUGGACGUCGUGUUGCAAUCAAACAAAUGAAUUUAAAAAAACAACCUAAAAAAGAAUUAAUUGUUAAUGAAAUUUAUGUUAUGAAAGUGAAAAAACAUCCAAAUGUUGUUAAUUAUUUAGAUAGUUAUCUUGUUGGUGAUGAAUUAUGGGUUGUUAUGGAAUAUUUAGAUGGUGGUUCAUUAACAGAAGUUGUUACGGAAACAUUAAUGGAUGAAGGACAAAUUGCAGCUGUAUGUAGAGAGUGUUUACAAGCAUUGGAAUUUCUACAUAAAAAUCAAGUGAUUCAUCGUGAUAUUAAAUCAGAUAAUAUUUUAUUAGGAUUAGAUGGUUCAGUUAAAUUAACUGAUUUUGGUUUUUGUGCACAACUUAGUCCAGAACAAACAAAACGUUCUACAAUGGUUGGUACACCAUAUUGGAUGGCACCAGAAGUAGUAACAAGAAAACAAUAUGGACCUAAAGUUGAUAUAUGGUCACUUGGUAUUAUGGCUAUUGAAAUGAUUGAUGGUGAACCACCGUAUUUAAAUGAAAAUCCUGUUCGUGCACUUUAUUUAAUUGGUACAAAUGGUAAACCAGAGAUUAAAGAACGUGAUAAAUUAAGUGCAGAAUUUCUAGAUUUCUUAGAUCGAUGCCUUGAAGUUAAUGUAGAUUUACGUGCAUCUGCAUUUGAACUACUUAAGCAUCCUUUUAUUGUACGACGUUCGAAACCGUUGUCAUCUUUAACACCAUUGAUUUUAGUCGCUCGGGAUCAAGCUAGAAAUCAAACACAAUAAUUCAAUAAAGAAUAGAAGAGUAUCAUGAAUGUAAAAUACAAGAAUUUCAACUACUCCUGAUGAUUAUUCAUUAAUCUAUCCCACUAUCAAUAUCCAAAUCAUCUUCUGUGUAUUAAUUCUUCCAUUCAUCUAUCCUUCUAAUGACUACUACUACAUACACACACAUACAUCUAUCUCCCAACUCCUUAACCCGCCACCUCCUCAAUCAUUACACUGUUAAUCAUUCAUCCAAUCAAUUAAACAUAAUUUGUUUCCGUUUGGGGGGAGGAGGUAACGAAUCAUAUUUUACAGAUAGAUGAUUGCUUUUUUUUAUACUUUAAAUUGAGUAUUGAACAAUCAAUAUAAACAACCACCACCACCAUAGCAACAACAACAGAAAAUGUAAAAAUUUUCAUGUUUAUCCCCCUCAUAUUAUGUUCUAUUGUAAAGUAUACCUUUGUAUAAUCAUAAUUAAUUAAUUAUAUGAAAUAAAUAAUGAGACAAUUUACAUUAUCCAUUGAAAUAGGGAAACCCUUUCGGAAUGAUGAUGAUGAUGGUGGGAUAUACUCCCCUUAUAAACACACACACACAUACAUGCAUAGAAACAGGGAAUAUAAAUGAAUCAUUAUCAUUUUAAAUAUAUAACAAUCCUUUACAGAUUCUCUUCUCACUUUCUUUUUUUUUUUAGAUCCCAUUGAAUACAUGUCUUCCUGAACAUGUUCAGAAGUACCUAUUUGUGUAUGUGUGUAUGUGUGUGCUCAUAAAUUGGUGUACAAUAGAAUUAAUUCCUGUCGUUGUUGUUGUUGCUGGCUGUUUUCUUUUUCAUUUUUGUGGUUUUAUUCUCUUCUUUUAAAAAUAAAAAAAAAACUUAUUGAAUUGCUCAUACCAAAAACAAAAAAAUUUUUUUUGUUUUUAAUAUUCUGUUACUAUGCUGUAUGUACACAUCGAAACUAUAUACAUAAUUUAUAUAUAUAAUUAUGCAAUAAUCUAAUAUUUGACAAAAUUCAUACCCUUUUAACAUUCAAUUUUGUUUUUAUGAUCAAUUGACAUAGUAACAAAAUGUCUUCUUUUCUCUUGUGUAUGGGGUGUGUGUACACUCUGAACUACUUAUAGAAACAUCGAUACAUGUGUGUAUAUAUAUAUAUACAUGCACAUUUGCACACCACAAUAUCCAUUCUUUGUAAAACUCCAUUAUUUUUUCUUUGGUUUUUCUUGGGGGGGGGUAUUUUCUCUUUGGAGAUUGGAUCUAUACAAUUACUCAUUACACUAUAUAUAUUACUCUCAUUGAUGUGUAUUCACGGUAUAAUAUAAUGCAAAUCAUCACGAUGGUGAUGACACUUAUUGUCAAGAGGGAAACUACUUUUACCAUGGUUAAAGUAAUUCAAUCAUUGUUUUUCAUAAUGACAUAAUAUAUUCCUAUAAAUAGUAAUCGCUACUUUUAUCCCCAUCGUUUAUUUAAUUGUCUAUUUUAGAGAUAGAGAGCGCGAGCCAGAGAGAGGUAUGCGUAAUGUACACAUGUGUGUGUGUGUGUGAUUUUUGGUUUUUUCUCAAUUCCUGUGAUGUAUGUGUGUUGGGGGAGGUGUAUGUGUUUGUGUGUGUGGGUGUAUGUGAAAAAGUAGCAAAAGAAUUCUAUACUAUCUUCAUAAUUUCGUUUUGUUUAAAAAAAAUAAUCUGUUUGUUUGUUUUUGUUUCCUUCUUUUUUGGUCUUUUUUUUGUGUUGACCUUGGAGACUAAUUGAUUUUUUUUUUAAAUUUUUAUCUAAAUAUAUAAGUAAACAAAAAGAAAACAAUAUUGAUAUAAUCAUUACUCAUGAUUGUUACUAUGUGAUGUAUAUUCAUUACUUGAGAACUAGGGAUAGAUAACUUUUGUUUUUUCCCCCAAUCAAUUCUUAAAAUGAUAAUCCACUCAACAAUGUUUAUAAUGAUAAUAAUAAUAAUAAUACGUGGAACUUCGACUGAUU